Molecule: messenger RNA, 1572 nt
Organism: Daucus carota subsp. sativus
Lineage: Eukaryota; Viridiplantae; Streptophyta; Magnoliopsida; Apiales; Apiaceae
Product: replication factor A protein 1-like
Exons: 10
Coding region: 1-1572 (523 amino acids)
Source: RefSeq, a predicted model, not a curated record
AUGGCUCUACCUGGAUUCGCUGCUCAUUUGCGUUUGCAAAGAACGAGGUUUGCUCCGUUGCACAAGCAAUCAACCGACCGAAUUGAUGGAAUAACAUACCGGAGCAAACCUCGUUCUUUGCAAACGCAAAUGAGCAGCGAAUCCAGACUAGAUGACCAUACAGAAGAUUGGAUGAUCAAGGUCCGUGUUUGUAGAAAAUGGGAGUCAGUCAACACGAAGGACGGGAAUUUGAUAAGCCUUGAUAUGAUACUCAUUGAUGAGAAGGAGAAUCUUAUGCAUGCUUCUGUGCGCAAGCAUUUGGUUCCUCGCUAUGCGGAUCGUGUGCUUGAGGGGAGGGUAUAUAGCCUCAGGAAUUUGAAGGUCACAACAAACAUGUACCCGUACAGGCCUCUUGCAAGCGAUGUCAAACUCCUUUUUCUCGCAACAACUGCUGUCCAAGAAUUGCAGGAGAGUGAUGUUAGCAUCGGGCGAUAUGGCUUUGAAUUUGUGAAUCAGACUGUGCUGCAAAGUCGAGCUAAUGACCCAACUGUCCUCUCAGAUAUUGUAGGUUGCUUUACUGGUUUUGAGGGGAUUGAAACUGUUAGGAGCGGCUCCAAAAAAAGGGAUAUCCAGAUUUUAACAGACUAUUCGGUCAAUAGCACAGUCACUCUCUGGGGAAAACUUGGGGAAGAAUUUGAUCCUGCCUUGUACACACAGGAUUCCGGCCCUUAUGUUAUCGUGGUCUCUUCAGUGACAGUUAAACGCUUUCGUCAAGGUUCACUCACUUUUUCUACAACUAGCGCUAGCAAGGUCUACAUAAACCCAGAGGUUGACCACGUUACCUCCAUAAAGGAGCGAUUUUCCGCGCUCUCAAUUCAAGCUAAACCUAUUCAGGGCACCUCUGCUGCAAAGUUAACCCCUGAGGAAGAAAUGUUUAUCAACCGUAUGACUGUGGAUGCACUUGUGAAGGCUACUGGCGCAGGAGAGAUGAAGGAAUCUGUUGUCACCUUGAAGGCGACGAUAACAGGCAUAAAUUCUGGCCAGGGCUGGUACUAUAUUGCUUGCAGAUCAUGUGUGAAAAAAGCUGAAUUCGAAAAUGGGGUUUAUGUCUGUCGUUCUUGUGGGACACUAGAAUACCCUCUCGCUCUGUAUCGUGUCAAAGCUGAGGUACAGGAUCGUACUGGUACUACAACUGUGGUCAUGUUCAAUUAUCCUGCCGAAAAUUUGCUAGACACAUCAGCGAAGAAGCUGCUAGGAAAAAUGAAGCCUGGUGAUGACUCAGUUCCCAAAGAGCUGAAUACCCUGUUAGGCAAAGAAUUGGUCUUCAAGCUCAAACUGGACAAGUAUAAUUUGAUUGAGGGUCUCCAGGAUUACAGAGUCUCGACAGUUUUCACCCCAGUGGAGGGAUUAGAGGCUGUGUAUGCACAAAAAGAGGCUAGAAAAGAAAAUGCUUGUCAGUCAGGCCCUGCAACUAGUAGCAAUACUGUGCUGACAACCGAGGAUAAAAAGAAAAGGAAGCGAUCCUCCUGUGAAGAAGAUGCAUCCCAGGAACUUGGUGAAGAUGGAAGCCAGGAACUCAAUGAAGCCCAAUAA